AUGAGAACCAGCGAUUUUAUCAAAUCUGUAACGAAUAAUUUUAGCACGAAAAACCAACCGGUACCAACACCUGCUCCAACAGAAAAAGAUGCCCAGAUUCCCGAAUCAGUUGUCACUGAAGAAAUCUUUGUACCUAUUGGGAAAUCAUCAAGAGAUCCCCUACCUUCAAAAGGUGUAAUGACUGCAAAUAGAAAUAAAAUAACAGCACAAACUGGAACUGGAACACCGCAUACGAGAGUACCAACAGGUAUACGAUUUACGGAGGAGCGGCAUCGAUCACGUACUAUCAGUAUUUUCAAUGAAGAAAAACCAGAGAAAUGAAUGUGCAUUGUAAUUCCAUAUCAUGUAUUAUAUGAAGUAUCUUAUUUCGAAGAAAUUUAGAAUGAACAUAUGAAUAAGUAAAUA
Loa loa (African eye worm) is the source of this 405-nucleotide messenger RNA. RefSeq lists its product as hypothetical. Bases 1 to 321 code for a protein of 106 amino acids. Lineage: Eukaryota; Metazoa; Nematoda; Chromadorea; Rhabditida; Onchocercidae. The transcript is spliced from 2 exons. The record is from RefSeq and is a predicted model, not a curated record.